AUGUCCACCACCCCUACACCUCCGCAAACAAUCAUCGAACGUCUCCAACAAUGGGGUGCCUGCGAUGUAGCAGACGGUCUCUCAAAGCUCAACCACCCCAACGGCGGCUUCCUCGAAGGAUUAACCCUAUAUUCGCCGGACUUCCAAUCCGGAGAAACGAAGCUCAUCGGCCAGGCCUUCACGGUGAAACUUGUCCCGAAGUCAGACGUCACGGCGCCGAAGUUGAAGGGGAAUUAUAUUGAUAUGGUCCCCCCAUCUAGCGUGGUCUUCAUCUCGCAGCCCCCUCCCCAGGUAAACGCCGUCUACGGAGGCCUAAUGACUCUCCGGGCCCAGAAACUCGGUGCCGCGGGGGUAAUCAUCGAUGGCCGGGUGCGUGAUCUAGGUGAGCAUCGGGCGGCGGGGUUUCAACUGUUCGCAAAAUCCAUCGGCACAACCGCCGGCGGUUCCGUAUGUCGCCCAUCCGAAAUAAACGUCCCCGUGCGCCUGAACUCCCACGAUCAACCGAACGCGUGGAUCCGGCCGGGCGAUUACCUGAUCGGCGACCUGAAUGGCGUAGUGUGUCUGCCGCAGGAGAUGGCGGAGGAGGUCCUGGAUUUGAUUCCGGGGAUUGCGGAGGCGGAUGAGAAGUGUGCGGAGGGGAUCCGGGCCGGGAGGAGUGUGGAGGAGGUGUUUAGGGAGUUUCGAGGGAGAUAA
This is a messenger RNA of Aspergillus melleus, 693 nucleotides long. Its product is annotated as RraA family protein. NCBI's taxonomy places the organism in Eukaryota, Fungi, Ascomycota, Eurotiomycetes, Eurotiales, Aspergillaceae. Bases 1 to 693 code for a protein of 230 amino acids. The record is from RefSeq and is a predicted model, not a curated record. The transcript has 4 exons.